Molecule: messenger RNA, 333 nt
Organism: Funneliformis geosporum
Lineage: Eukaryota; Fungi; Glomeromycota; Glomeromycetes; Glomerales; Glomeraceae
Source: the annotation of a GenBank genome assembly
AUGUAUAUCACUGAUUCUCUUAUACAAAUUAAGAAAUCAAAUAUUUUGAAAUCAAAAUCAAUGCUUAUAGAGUAUAAACAAAAUGUGCAAUCUGAUAAUAAGAAAAGAAGUAGAAAAUCUAUUGUAAUUGAUUCUGAUAUUAAGGUUAAAAAUGAAGAUAAUGGUAAAGAGAAUAAGUUGAUCUUAAGAUUUAAUAAACUUAAAUACUGGGAGAAGGAUUUAGUUCUUAAAGAGCAUGAACUUGUUUUAAGGGAAAGUGAAGCUAAAAUUCAUAUAGUAGAAUUGACUAAUCUUGAAAAAGAGCAUCAAUUAAAAUUAACUAAUACUAAUUAG